This is a messenger RNA of Nerophis lumbriciformis (worm pipefish), 3387 nucleotides long. RefSeq names its product Rh50-like protein (gene rh50). Gene Ontology annotation, biological process: ammonium transmembrane transport; ammonium homeostasis. Lineage: Eukaryota; Metazoa; Chordata; Actinopteri; Syngnathiformes; Syngnathidae. Gene Ontology annotation, cellular component: plasma membrane. Gene Ontology annotation, molecular function: ammonium channel activity. The record is from RefSeq and is a predicted model, not a curated record.
UAUAACCAAUUUAUUUAGUAGAAUUAACCCAGCAUUGCAGUUAAAAAAAAUUUACACAGAAUUUGGUCUGAAUAUAUAACCCAUCUAGCUGGGUUGAAUAAGAAACCCAUCUUGCUGAGUUAAAUUAACACAGCAUUGCUUUGGUCCAAUAGUUACCCAGCAUAUUUUAAAAUGUAGUCAUAAAACAAUAUGCCCAUCAAAUACAUUCAAGUUUUGAUAUGAUGAUCUUAAGAUCACAUCAAUGACUAUUUAAUUCUGAGAAGAGCUGCACAAUAACUGUUUUAUGGCCCACAGCUCGCUUUUGUUUGGCCCUCGACAUGUUCUAAACAUUUUAUGAAUUCAUUAUUAAAGAGGUGUAUUAGAUAUAACACUGAGAUCUGUUUGCUUUGUCACUUAUAACACAAAAUCUACGGUAACACUAUUUUUUAAACUAAUUUGUACUGAUGUACAGUACAUUGAAUUGGUUUGAGCAUUUUUAAUGUACAAAGUAUCAGAGUGUUCUCAUUUUUCAGUAUGCGGCGCUCUGUGAAAAAGUUUGAACACCCCUGGCUAAAGGUAUUGCCAAAUAUACAAAAAUGUAAUAUUUAAGUCUGAUUUAUAUACUAAAUUUAAAAAGUGUAUACAGCCACACUGCAGUAUUCCUUACAUCAAUUGUUGUUGAAAACAAUUCUGUUUUUAUUUCCAAGUGUAAAAAUCUAUUAUUCUCUUCCCAUACACACAAUUGAAGGUUCAUACUGUAUAUCACCAUCACAUCACAUUUUUCUUUGUGGUGUGUGUGUGUGUGUGUGUGUGUGUGUGUGUGUGUGUGUGUGUGUGUGUGUGUGUGUGUGUGUGUGUGUGUGUGUGUGUGUGUGUGUGUGUGUAUCUAAGAGAGAGACUUGAUAAAUAUGUAAUUUUGGAUUUAGAUUUACCAUUUGAACAGUGAAUGUGUUUAAAUAAAGAUUUUGUAGGUAAAAUGUACAGUGUUGUAUUUAAUGACUUCUUAUUUAACUCAAGAUACAUGAGUUGGGUGGUAUUGAAGCUCACUGGUUGUGAUGAUAUUAGUUCACAGUAAAUCAUUUUUUAAAAAGUAUAUUAAAUCCCGAACAAGUCUGAGGCAAGUGAUUCAUAUUUAAAUUUUGAUUACAGUGUUUAUAGUCACAUUUUCCACAGGUCAGGUAGGAUCUGUAAUAUUUCAUAUAGGCUGUGGUGUAAUGAAAAUGUAUGCUACUGUAUGUUGACAUGAAUCUUAUUGAAUUGUACUGCAUGACCUCAAAAAAAAUUGUGUCUCUGUGUGUAUGAUGUUUUUGCGAGUGUGAGUCUGCACAAACAUUGCAAAAAAGGAAUUGAUCAAAGUAAAACGUGCUGAUAGUGAAAGGCCAGUUUGAAGUUUAACUGCUGAAUAACUUCUAUUAAUCUUUGAACUUUGGAGUGCAAUAACACUAUAAAGUGAAAUGUCUUUCCAUUUAUAUUUUGUUACUUAAUAAAGUGCAUGUGUACGUUCUUGAUGCUGGAGGUUGCUCUUGAAAUGUGUACCGAACAAUAACCUGACACUUCAAAUGUGCUGUAAUUUUAAAGAUGACAACCCAGCUUGGAUUGCAAGACAUUUUUUAACGACAAGCUAAAGUUCAUGCUCGUGGUGGAUAUUUGUCCUUGUCUGAACGCGAGCAAACUUGACCGUUGCCCUCUCUUAUCUACAACGUGGUAAUACAGCCUGCAAACGAAAUGAUUCUCAUUUAAUGUCAAGGACUCCCACGAUGAAGCAGAGCUCCGGCAGCCUGCGGGUGAAAUUACCUGCUUUUGUGUUUGCGGUGGAGGUGAUGAUUUUGGGUCUGUUCGCCACAUUUGUCACGUAUGAUGACCAAGCUGAUGCCAGAUUCCAAACCAACGAGACCAAACCCAUGGACAAUGCCGUGUACAGAGACUACCCUUUUUUCACAGACAUUCAGGUGAUGAUUUUCAUCGGUUUUGGAUGCCUGCUGGCAUUCUUCCGACUCUACGGCUUUGGGGGGAUGGUUUUUAAUUUUCUGGUGGCUACUUUUUCCAUCCAAUGGGCCAUUCUGGUGCAAGGAUUCUUCCAGUUCAGCCAUGAUGGUCAAAUUUACCUUGGAGUGACCAAUCUCAUAAAUGCAGAAUUUGCCUGCGCUGUGGUGCUCAUCUCCUUCGGGGCAGUGUUGGGAAAGACAAGUCCGUUGCAGCUGCUGGUCAUGGCUCUGCUGGAGGUGCCCGUGUUUGCGGUCACAGAAUGGGCUGUGCUGAAGUACCUGAAGAUAAACGAUGCAGGGGGCUCCAUUCUCAUCCACCUCUUUGCUUGUUACUUUGGCUUAGGGGUCACUUUUGUGCUGUACAGACCUCGCCUGAAUGACGGCCAUGCAAAGCAGAGCACCAGCUACCAGUCGGACAUCUUGUCUCUGAUGGGAACUUUGUUCCUCUGGGUCUUCUGGCCCUCCUUCAACUCAGCAUUAACGCUGAAAGGCGAUGACCAGCACAGGGCCAUCCUGCACACCUUUUUAGGCCUUUGCGCUUCCACUAUCACAGCGUUCGCUCUGUCUGCUUUAAUCAACAAAAAAGGCAAACUCAGCAUCGCAGACAUCCAGAACGUGACCCUGGCUGGAGGCGUGACAGUCGGUGCAUCCGUCGACAUGAUGAUUUCACCCGCAGCUGCGUAUGUCCUUGGUAUGCUGGGCUGUACCGCAUGCAUGCUAGGAUACAAAUACUUGAGCCCCUUCUUAGCAAAACGCUUCAGAAUUCAGGAUCAAUGCGGAAUACAUAACUUGCACGGCCUAACAGGACUUAUAUCUUGCACUGCAGGGAUUUAUGCCAUAAUGAUGGCGAGGGUGGAAGUGUAUGGUCCAAGUUUUUAUGAGAUCUUUAGCCACAGAGCCCCAGAAGAAGGAGACCCCAAGCUUAUUGAGCUCCAGGCAUUGAUACCUGGUUUGCAGCCAGGUUUAGGUCGGACUGCAGGAGAACAGGCUCUUUUCCAGGUAGCAGCUGUCAUCUCCACUAUUGGAGUGUCAGCUGUAGGGGGCAUGCUCACAGGUGUUGUCCUCAAAAUGCCUUUUCUGGCGUCACCCACUGAUGAUUUAUGUUUUGAUGAUCAGGUGUAUUUUGACCUGCCUCUGGAUCAUUAUUCACCUCUAAAACUGACUCAAGACAUUGAUAAAGAGGAAACUGUUGCCUAACAUGACCAGCUUUCAAAGAUAAGAAAUAUUUUUUUAAUUAUUAAUAUGUAUGUAUAUGUACAUGUAUCAGUUAUCAUUAUGAGUAAAUGAAGCUUAUGUGCAAUAUUUUAGUUUUAAUGGGAAAAAAUGGAGAACAGCUUAACUUAUCUAGUAUUUGUUAGAGUGCUAUUUCAAGGUCUGUAUGCAAAUUUGUUUGGUAAAAUUAACAUAAAAUGUGUUCAAGUUA